Molecule: messenger RNA, 405 nt
Organism: Cladocopium goreaui
Lineage: Eukaryota; Dinophyceae; Suessiales; Symbiodiniaceae
Source: the annotation of a GenBank genome assembly
AUGUCGGAGGAACCCCAGCACUACUCACUUCUCACCAAAAGAUGCUAUGCUGAGGCAAUCCUACGUGGAGACAAGGUGAUCGAAGCGAGAAGAGCAUCACAAAUAAAGAGCUUGAAAGUCGGAAUGACCCUGGCAAUGCAUUGGUGCACAAGUACUCGCAUCUAUUGCGAAGUGGUGUCACUGACCCAGUAUGACAAUGCGAAGAUCAUGGUUGACGAUGUGGGCCAUGCUGCCUUGGGGUUUGCCAAUCUCACUGACUGCUGUGAUGUCUACCACAAGUUUUACGGAGACAACCAGAAGAUGAUCGCAAUCGGAGUGAGCAACCCUCGUCGAGUGGAAGAUGUCCAGCCCCAUACAAGAAAAAGUGUUCCAAGUGGCAAGCGCAAGCGCAGUGUCACCAAGUAA